GUACCUCGCAGGGGACAUCUUUGGAAUCUGUCCUCCCCUCCUAACGCCAGGUUAAAAACCUCAGCAGCACGUGCUGUUUGCAAAACUGCCUGCCACCGACGCCCCAGAGUUAGAGACCUUACUCACGAGGGGAGCCAGCAUGUCAGCUACGGUCCUGGGGAACGGAAGCUUCGGCCGGAAACUCUCCUACGCACAGGAAACAAGCUAUAUUGAAGACAACUCCAAUCAAAAUGGUGCCAUAUCUCUGAUCUUCUCACUCAAAGAAGAAGUUGGUGCCCUGGCCAAAGUCUUGCGCUUAUUUGAGGAGAAUGAUAUAAACCUGACCCACAUUGAAUCCAGACCUUCAUGUUUAAAGAAAGAUGAGUAUGAAUUUUUUACCUAUCUGGAUAAAGGUAGCAUGCCUGUCCUGGCAAACAUCAUCAAGAUCUUGAGGCAUGACAUCGGUGCCACUGUCCAUGAGCUUUCCCGAGAUAAGACAAAAGACACAGUGCCCUGGUUCCCAAGAACCAUUCAAGAGCUCGACAGAUUUGCCAAUCAGAUUCUCAGCUAUGGAGCAGAACUGGAUGCAGACCAUCCUGGUUUUAAAGAUCCUGUGUAUCGAGCCAGACGAAAGCAGUUUGCUGACAUUGCCUACAACUACCGACAUGGUCAGCCCAUACCUCAAGUGGAAUACACGGAGGAAGAAAAGAAUACAUGGGGACUGGUAUUCAGGACCCUGAAGUCCUUGUAUAAAACCCAUGCUUGCUAUGAGCACAAUCACAUCUUCCCACUUCUGGAAAAGUACUGUGGCUUCCGCGAAGAUAACAUUCCCCAGCUGGAAGAGGUUUCUCAAUUUCUGCAGACGUGCACUGGAUUCCGCCUCCGACCUGUGGCUGGCCUACUUUCCUCUCGUGAUUUCUUGGGUGGCCUGGCCUUCCGAGUUUUCCACUGCACUCAGUACAUCAGACAUGGGUCCAAACCCAUGUAUACCCCUGAACCUGACAUCUGCCAUGAGUUGUUGGGACACGUGCCCUUGUUUUCAGAUCGCAGCUUUGCCCAGUUUUCCCAGGAAAUUGGCCUUGCCUCUCUGGGUGCACCUGAUGAGUACAUUGAGAAACUCGCCACAAUUUACUGGUUUACUGUGGAGUUUGGCCUCUGCAAACAAGGAGACUCCAUAAAGGCGUAUGGUGCUGGGCUCCUGUCGUCUUUUGGUGAAUUACAGUACUGCUUGUCUGGUACGCCAAAGCUCCUCCCCCUGGAGCUGGAGAAGACAGCCAUGCAGGAGUACACCGUCACAGAGUUCCAGCCCCUCUAUUAUGUGGCUGAGAGUUUCAAUGAUGCAAAGGAGAAAGUGAGGAACUUUGCUGCUACAAUCCCACGGCCCUUCUCAGUUCGUUAUGACCCAUACACUCAAAGGAUUGAGGUCUUGGACAAUACACAGCAACUUAAGAUUUUGGCCGACUCCAUCAACAGUGAAGUUGGAAUCCUUUGUAGUGCCCUCCAGAAAAUAAAAUGAAACCAUGGACAAAACCUGUCAACUGAGAAUCUGUUGCUGGAAAUCCAACUACUUUCAUUUCAUCUGAAAAAGUUUGAAAAGCAAACCUUAAUUUGAAUUGAUAGACUUAAAUGCUUUUUGGAACAAGAUGGAGGAUGAACAAAUAAAUCAAAAUAACUUGAAAUGACAUCAUAUUAAUACAUACCCCAAAGCAUAAUCUUUUGGGGUCAUCUUUGAUUUAGAGAUGAUAAUCCCGUGCUCUCAAUUCAAUUAAAAUCAAUAAUCUGUCACAUUUCAUCAAAGUUAAUUAAAAUUGGGACCUCAUUUAUUCAAGCUUCAUAUAU
Mirounga angustirostris (Northern elephant seal) is the source of this 1818-nucleotide messenger RNA. It is a transcript of the gene PAH, whose product is annotated as phenylalanine hydroxylase. The coding region runs from base 140 to 1495 and encodes 451 amino acids. The transcript has 13 exons. Gene Ontology annotation, biological process: L-tyrosine biosynthetic process; L-phenylalanine catabolic process. Lineage: Eukaryota; Metazoa; Chordata; Mammalia; Carnivora; Phocidae. The record is from RefSeq and is a predicted model, not a curated record. Gene Ontology annotation, molecular function: phenylalanine 4-monooxygenase activity; iron ion binding.